This is a messenger RNA of Zingiber officinale, 1885 nucleotides long. RefSeq names its product RNA polymerase II transcriptional coactivator KELP-like. The record is from RefSeq and is a predicted model, not a curated record. Gene Ontology annotation, molecular function: DNA binding; transcription coactivator activity. The transcript has 8 exons. The coding region runs from base 59 to 1516 and encodes 485 amino acids. Lineage: Eukaryota; Viridiplantae; Streptophyta; Magnoliopsida; Zingiberales; Zingiberaceae. Gene Ontology annotation, biological process: positive regulation of transcription initiation by RNA polymerase II.
ACCGUCGAAAUAGUUUGUUGUAGCAUAGAGGCGAAGGCAGGUCGAGAACUCCGAAGCGAUGGAGGAGGAGGAACUGAAUCGGAAGAUCGAGGCGGCCGUGGUCGAGAUCCUGCGCGAAUCCGACAUGUCCUCUACCUCCGAAUCCAUGGUCCGCUCGACGGCCAGCAAGCGCCUCGGCCUCGAUCUCUCCAGCGGCGUCCGCAAGCUCUUCGUCCGCGGCAUCGUCGAGUCCUUCCUCGAAUCGCAGCAGACUGAGGAUGAAGAGGCCGUGGGAGACUUCCCCGCAAUCAGUUUAAAGGGAGAAGAAGAAGAAUCUGCGGAGCAACCGGCAGCUGAUCGAGAGGAGGAAGCAGAGGGUGGGUGUUCCACUACGAGAAGUCGUCGCAGACCCAACGAGUGCGAUGAUGAGGGCGAUCUCAGCCUUUGCCGCUUGCCAAAUAAGCGAAGGGUGGCACUUCAGGAUUUCAAAGGAAAGACGCUGGUGUAUAUUCGAGAGUACUAUCUGAAAGACGGCGAAGAACUGCCUUCCUCCAAAGUACAUAGUGCCCAGAUUAUUCUGAGGAUUGUGGGGGAUUGUUUUACUCCAGAUGGUCAUAGUGUAGCUGCUUAUAUAAGCAAAAAAUUUAGAGAGCGUCAAUGUGCUUCUGGUACUACAUGGAGACAUGUAAACCAAGAUUUGAAAGACUUUUAUUAUCAGGAAUUUUUGAAACAAUAUACUUGGGAGCCAGGCCACGAGUCACAAUUUAAAAAAAUAUGGAAUAAUUAUUGUGCAAAAUUAUAUAAGGACUUGUUAUUCAAGUGGAGAAGGAAGGGAACAAAACCAUCCCAUGUACCAAAUGAGAUUUGGGAUGCAUGGAAGAACACUUGGGCUACUGAAAAAUGGCAACAAUAUUCAUCGACUGCUCGAAAUAAUAGAAAUACAGAGGUCGCUGGCCCAAGCACAGGAUCCACAAAGCAUACGGCUGGGUCACGAUCUAUUGUAGAGCAUGCAAUAGACUUGACUGAUAUUUUAGAGAGACGUCCUACUUGUUGGGAGGUAUUUCGCAAUACACACAAAAAGAAGGAUGGCACCUUUGUCGAUGCUCGAUCAAAAGCCAUAGACGAUGAAAUCACUUAUCGAGUUACUCAGGCAUCUCAGCCUGUUAUAGAGGGAGAGGAGUUACAAACUCCAUCAGACGAUGUAUUAGAUGAUAUAUAUUAUGACGUUGUUGGUGGAACGAAAAAAAACUCCAUCUACGGCCUUGGCUCCCAAGCAAAAGUUGCAUAUGAACGUGUGAUGGCUCCUAAGCUCAAGGGUCGUCCUACUUCUUCAUCUACUCGAGUGAAAACGUUAGAACAAGAAAAUAAAGAAUUAAGGGAUCGGAUCACAGCAAUAGAGCAGUCGAUGGAAGAUCGAGUCAAGACGUUAAUACAACAGCAAAUGCAAGAAUUUAUUGAUAGAAUGAGUCCAAAUUUUCAAACAUCGCAUCGUUUUGACUCGCAGGAAGUUCAAGACCCAAACACUCCUGAAAAGUAGCUUCCGAGGCAUAAGUCUGACAAUUGAACAGUGGCAAGCUUUUCGGAAAGCCGUUCCCAAUAUCACCGCUGCGAUAAAGAAGCUCGGAAGGUUCCGACUAAAGGUGCUUGGAUCGCAAGUUUUUGAUUGCCUGAGAAGUAUCAGGGGUUUUGUUUUGCCUCAUGUCAUUAAAGUAGGCUCUCUUUAGUUUUGUCUACUACUUGUUAGGCCUAAAUCUUAUAUAUAUGGUGACUUCCUUUUGCGGGGAUUUACACUACUUAUCCUCUUUGUGAAAAGCUUCUCAUGGAGAUUUUGGAUGAUGGUAUGUGAACAAAGAUAUAUGGGAAACUUCAUUUGACUCAUUUGACAAACGAAUGAGUCAUUUCUUUA